This is a messenger RNA of Scophthalmus maximus (turbot), 2231 nucleotides long. It is a transcript of the gene sccpdhb, whose product is annotated as saccharopine dehydrogenase b. Gene Ontology annotation, biological process: glycolipid biosynthetic process. Bases 125 to 1417 code for a protein of 430 amino acids. The record is from RefSeq and is a predicted model, not a curated record. NCBI's taxonomy places the organism in Eukaryota, Metazoa, Chordata, Actinopteri, Pleuronectiformes, Scophthalmidae. Gene Ontology annotation, cellular component: mitochondrion; plasma membrane; lipid droplet. The transcript has 12 exons.
CCCACAGGUGUACGUUGAUUACCUCGCGACCACGUUCGUUUUCAGCCAAUCAGCGCGCGCUGCGACCGGAAGUAACGUCACCGGGCAGGCAGGCAGGGCGGGACCUUGAACCAAAACACAAACAAUGGCGGCGGCUGUCACCUCUCGCAGGCCCUACCACAUCAUUGUUUUCGGUGCCACGGGGUUCACGGGGCGGUUCGUCGUGGACGAAGUCGCCCGGUGCGCCGCGGAGAAGCCCGCGGGCGGCCCUCUGAAAUGGGCCGUGGCCGGGAGGAGCAGGCGGCGCCUGGAGGAGACGUUGGAACAAGCCGCCGAGAGACUGUCUAUGCCCGAGUUGAGGACGGACACUGAGAUCAUUGUGGCUGAUGUGUCCAUCGAGGAAUCGCUGGCCGUCAUGUGCCAACAAGGUGUGGUCGUCCUCAACUGCGUGGGACCGUACAGAUUCUAUGGAGAACCAGUGGUCAAAGCUUGCAUUGAAAAUGGAGCUCACUACGUAGACAUCUCUGGGGAGCCUCAGUUCCUAGAACGUAUGCAGCUGGAGUAUCACACAAAGGCCUCGGACAAGGGGGUGUAUGUGAUCGGCAGCUGUGGCUUCGACUCCAUACCGGCAGACCUGGGUAUUCUCUACACACGGAGGCACUUCAAAGGAACACUGACGGCUGUCGAGAGCUUCCUGAACAUCAGCAGUGGGCCUGAGGGGUUGUGCGGCCAUGACGCCACUUGGCAGUCUGCCGUGUACGGCUUCGCAGACAGCGGCUCUCUCCGCCAGCUGAGGAGGAAGUUUGGCCACAAGCCGCUGCCUGUAGUGGGAGCCAAAGUCCAGAAGAGGGGCUUUGUGUUUUUCAGCAAGGAGAUCGAGCAGUAUGUCAUCCCAUUUAUUGGUUCUGACCCUUCAGUUGUCAAGAGAACCCAGCGUUUCCUUUACGAGGAGGAACAACAGUUACCAGUCCAGUACAGUGCCUACGUCGGGGUCGGUGGCCUCAUCUCCGUAGUCAAGUUGUUCUGCGGCGGCCUGUUCUUCUGGUUCAUGGUCAAAUUCGGCCUCGGCAGGAAGCUCCUCACCACGUUUCCAUCGUUCUUCUCCUUCGGCAUGUUUAGCAAGGCUGGUCCAACCAUCAAGCAGAUAGAGGACACCUGCUUCAGCCUGACGUUCUUCGGGGAGGGCUACUCGGAGGACACGGACCCCUCGCAGGGCCGGCCCAACGCCAAGAUCUGCACUCAGGUCAUCGGAGCAGAACCUGGUUACGUAGCCACAGUGUCCACGAUGGUCCAAUCAGCUGUCACCUUGCUGAAUGAAUUGCACUCACUUCCCAGGAGGGGAGGGGUGUACACUCCUGGAGCCGCCUUCUAUAAAACCAGUCUCAUCGACCGCCUCCAUAACCACGGCAUCAAGUUCUCCGUCAGAGACCACCAGUAGCCCUUUUACAGUGACCACUGUAACUUUCACGUAUUUGUACUAAUACUGGAGACAUUGCUCAACCUUUCAUCCAGUCAACGUGACAACUUUUGAAGUGAUUGUCAAUCUAAAAUCCCUAAAUCCUGCAUCUACUGUUUGUCAGUUAAGCAGUACCUCUCUGAUGUGUUGUGGCAGCAGUUGGCAGAACCACUGGUGCAGCGAGAGUUACAUUGCGCCUGAUCAAGGACACUUGCCUCCGCCCACUGAGACCAACUAUUCUAUUUAAAACUCCUUUUCGUUCUUUUUUUUUUAAAAAAAACCUGUAAGUCCGGACCUUGUGUUUUCAGUAGGUGAACCGAAAAACCCCCCUAAAAAUUUGAAAGUUUCCCCUCACCACACUGUGACCUUUGUGAAAAUAAGCAAACUUUUGAUUUAUCAGACUUAAUUAGACUAUGAAUCAUAGAUAGUGUACAUUUUGUGCUUGAAAUGUAAAAAAAACAAAACAGAAACAUUAAGUUGAAAUGGGAGCUUCCAGUAGCUGUGGAUCAAAUCUGUAGAACGAUCAGGAGGAACUUUGGACCAGUCGUCGUACAGAGCUGCUGUAGCUCAGACAUUUUCUUAGGACGUCUGGUGUGAACAUCUCUUCUGGCUUUAGAUCUGUGCUCUGGCUGGACCACUCUCUUUGUUUGAAAUCAUUGUGCACUAGAUUUUUGUCAAAGUUUGGGGUCAUUGUCCCGCUGAUCGACCGGUCUUCAGCUGGUGGACCCUGUACAUAGUGCAGCAUGUUCUUCAUAAACAGCUCAACCUCAGUCUAUUAAACAUUUUCCCAACAGAA